AUGCUGAAUCUCCAGAAAAGAAUCAAUGGUAUUGAUGACAACAAAAAAUACAUGGAGACGCGGAUCGCCAUUCGAGAAAAGCUACUCGCUCAAGAAAUCAAAGAUUUGGAAGUGAAUCUGAAGAAUCAAAAUAUGUGCAAGCUCUCCUUUCCGUCAACAUCCCAACUUCAUGAAAUGAUCCUCACGGUGUGUCCACAAGAAGGUAUUUACAGAGGAGGCGUUUUCAAAUUUUCAAUUUCUGUACCGCCCGAGUACAACAAUGUGCCACCAACUGUAAAAUGCUUGACGCGGGUCUUCCAUCCGAAUAUCAACGAAGAUGGUAGCAUUUGUUUGUCGAUUCUACGAGAAAACUCUCUGGAUGCCUUUGGAUGGCGACCGACAAGAAAUCUUACUGAGGUGAUUCAUGGCUUGUCAUCCUUGUUCACGGAUCUCAUCGAUUUUGACGAUGCACUGAACAUGCAAGCUGCACAACUCUGGUCAACGAAUCGCGAACAGUUUACUCACCGUGCACGUGACUACAUCGCCAAGUACUGCGAACGUCGCUGA
Molecule: messenger RNA, 546 nt
Organism: Cooperia oncophora
Lineage: Eukaryota; Metazoa; Nematoda; Chromadorea; Rhabditida; Trichostrongylidae
Source: the annotation of a GenBank genome assembly